Messenger RNA from Medioppia subpectinata, 321 nucleotides. The record is from the annotation of a GenBank genome assembly. NCBI's taxonomy places the organism in Eukaryota, Metazoa, Arthropoda, Arachnida, Sarcoptiformes, Oppiidae.
AUGUCAAGAAUAAUCGAUAAUAAAGAGACGGAUAGUAUUAAACUGAUUGUAUUUCAUCGCAAUCUGUUUGGUUUGGCCGACGAAUUCUUGGGUCAAACGUUUGUGCCGUUGAAGGACUUUGAUAUCUACGAGAGGCCAAAGAGUCGAUGGUAUGAACUCGAGGGCCGAUCAAACAAAAAGGCCAAUAAAUAUCGCGGAGAGAUUGAAAUUCGGGUCACAUUUAUAGUGAAAAAUAUACCAAAUGUUAAACACAAUAAAAAGCGCAAUAGUUUAGUACAUCACAGCCUACUUGACAUCCGGGCGGCCGUUAGGGGCGAACAU